This is a messenger RNA of Parastagonospora nodorum SN15, 2208 nucleotides long. RefSeq lists its product as hypothetical. Gene Ontology annotation, biological process: iron ion transmembrane transport; rRNA processing. Gene Ontology annotation, cellular component: small-subunit processome; membrane. Gene Ontology annotation, molecular function: iron ion transmembrane transporter activity. The transcript is spliced from 2 exons. The record is from RefSeq and is a predicted model, not a curated record. Bases 1 to 2208 code for a protein of 735 amino acids. Lineage: Eukaryota; Fungi; Ascomycota; Dothideomycetes; Pleosporales; Phaeosphaeriaceae.
AUGACUACAGGCGGCACAUUGCCCUCGACGGGCUCUCGUAGCUCAUCACCAGCUAACCCCACAUCGACGAAACCUCUCUUGCACCGGCUAUACACAUCGCACACGCUCUCGACAUGGAACUCGCGCACCUUCGAAUUCGGCGCCGUCAUUUUCUUGGCAGCUAUCUUUCCGGGCACAUUAUUCUUCGCAUCGUGUUACGCCCUCUUUCGCUCUCUGGCUGCUGCUGUGCUUGGAUCGUGGAUUGGGACCUUUGUCGACCGCAAAGAUCGACUGGAUGUUGUGCGCCAAAGCAUUGUGUGGCAGCGCUUGAGCGUUGCAGGAAGCUGUAUAGUGCUUCUAGCGAUGCUAGGCCACGGGGCAGAAGAGAGGGGACUGGUCACAUAUGCUCUGUUCACCUUGAGUGUGAUCCUAGCCUGUGUUGAGAAACUCGCAUACGUCGCGAACACAGUCGCUGUGGAAAGAGAUUGGAUUAUUGUGGUUUCCGACAGUCUCAAGACCGACCGUCAAGACCUCAACAGCAUGAUGCGCCGCAUCGACUUGCUCUGCAAGCUGGUUGCUCCUGUUGGCAUUGGACUUCUUGACGGCUACUCAACCAAGAUCGCCAUCUUGGUUGUAUUCGCCCAGAACGCAGUUUCUGUCGCGAUCGAAUAUUGGGCGAUCAAGCAAGUCUACGAUGCAAUUCCAGAGUUGGGAAACAGCAAGGCGUCAGAAACGUCUCAGGACCGUGUCACACCUUUGAGCACGACCACCACGACCACAACACCGACCACCAAAUCUCCAGUAUCACUCCUCGCCCCAUACAAGUCUUACAUCCAAAAUCCGGCCUUCCUCGCCUCCUUCGCCUUGUCCCUCCUUUACCUCACGGUCCUAUCGUUCGCAUCACAAAUGACAACAUACCUCCUUACCCUGGGUUUCACAAGCACCCAUGUUUCGCUUAUGCGCCUGGUAUCCGUCAUCCUCGAACUCAGCGCUACAUGCGCCGCGCCGUAUUUGAUGUCGCGCAUCGGCGCCGUACGCUCAGGCUUGUGGUUCGUCAACGAGCAACUCAUCAGUAUCGCACUAGCCAUUGGGCUGUGGCUAUAUUACAUCGACAAGCCGCUUAUUGCUGGCGCUGUACUAGUCUCGGGCGUUGCAUUCUCGCGCCUCGGCCUAUGGGGUUUCGAUCUCAGCGUGCAGUUCUUGGUUCAAGACGCUGCGCCGGAGGCUUCGAGAGGAAGCUUCUCGGCGAUUGAGAUGAGCUUGCAGAAUGUGUUUGAACUGCUCUCUUUUGCUACGACGAUGGUGUGGUACAGACCGGAAGACUUCCAAGUACCAAUAUUCAUCAGCGCGGGUGCAAUAGCAACGAGCGCAGCGUGUUUCGCUGGCUUUCCAAGCACCAUGUCGUCGAUGCGAAAUGCCGUCCAACGGCGCAACCACAAGGAGCGUGCGCAGCCCGUCGAGCGCGAAAAAUGGGGCCUCCUCGAAAAGCGCAAAGACUACAAGCUCCGCGCGGCCGACCACAAGCAGAAGAAGCAGAAACUCAAGCUGUUGAGCGAAAAGGCCCGCGACCGAAAUCCCGAUGAGUUUUCUUUCAAGAUGCUGUCGUCCAAGGUGGACAAGCAGGGCAGGAAAGUGGCGGAUCGAGGCAACACGGCACUCAGCGUGGACGUGGUCAAGCUUCUCAAGACGCAAGACGCUGGAUACAUUCGCACCAUGCUGCAAAUGGUCAGGAAGGAGCGGGAGGAGCUGGAGCAGAAGUUGGUAUUAGAGGCGGACGAGGUGCGGGCUUUGAAGGACGGUAGCCGUGCGGAACAGAGCAAACAUAGGGUGUAUGUGGAGGACGAGGAGCAGCAGCAAACCUUUGACCCAGACUCAUGGUUUGGCCGCGGGCAAGAUAUGCCCAACCAAAUUUCACAUGCAGAGGAACCCCAAUUUGAAGGAUACAGCGACGAUGACGACGAAGAGGAACCUGCUGCACGCCCAAAGACGAUGUCGAAGAAGCAGAUUGAGGCACAAGAGCUUGCCAAGAAGGAAAAGCGAGCGUUCAACAAGACCAGAGAUCAGGCACAGUCACGCACCGCGUACAAGCUGGAGAUGAUCAAGAAGCGGGAAAAGGAGUUAGCAGCUGCAGAGAACGAGUUGGAGCUGCAGCGAGCCAAGAUGAGCAGCACCGUCGGAGGUGUCAACAAAAACGGCGUCAAGUUCAAAGUGCGUGAGAGGAAGCGUUGA